AUGGGUUCUUCAAAAGCAUCCUAUACACAGAUUCUUGUAGCAUCUUCAAUUGGAUUAAUUCUUGCUGCUGCUGUGCAUUAUCGUCUCAAGAAAAUCCGUGAUCAAAAAAUUGUUCCUCGUACUAAAGUUACUAAUACUGGUCAGAUCCUUAGGUUUGAGAGUUUUUCUCAUUAUGUAGCUAGACAAAUGGGAUUUAGUGACAAGAGGGAAUGUCCACAUUUGUGCAAAUUAUCAGCUGAGUACAUAAGGAAAUCAGAAGGAUGUGAAGAAGAUAUAUACAAUUUCUUUUCUAAUGAACCAGAUGCUGAUUCUCUAUUCAUUAAGUUAGUUGAAGAAUUUGAGAGAUGUAUCCUUAGUUACUUUGCAUUUCAUUGGACCCAUGCUUCUCAUAUGAUCAGUCAGAUUUUGAGUGCUGAUCAUGCAGAGCCAAAAAAGAAGCUCAAAAACAUUGUCAUGGCUGCUACAAGGGAACAAAGAUUUGAAAGGGUGACAAAGAAUCUGAAGGUUGCAAGAGUAUUUACGACGUUAGUUGAGGAGAUGAAAGCAAUAGGGCUAGUUUCAGCAGAUGAUUCAGAGUGCACUGAUGUGAUGGUUCCAAUGGCUCACAAAGAUAGAAGUCCAGUCCUACUCUUUAUGGGUGGUGGUAUGGGAGCUGGUAAAAGCACUGUGCUCAAGGAUAUUCUCAAGGAACCAUUUUGGGCAGGAGCAGCAGCUAAUGCAGUCGUAAUAGAAGCAGACGCUUUCAAAGAAUCAGAUGUGAUUUACAAAGCCCUUAGUUCCAGGGGACAUCACAAUGACAUGCUUCAAACAGCUGAAUUGGUACAUCAGUCGUCAACUGAUGCAGCAUCAUCGCUUCUUGUAACAGCACUUAAUGAAGGAAGGGAUGUCAUAAUGGAUGGUACACUGUCAUGGAUACCCUUUGUGGUGCAAACUAUAACCAUGGCAAGAAAUGUACACCGAAGACGUUACCGUAUGGGUGUUGGAUACAAAGUGGAGGAUGAUGGAUCUGUAACUGAGAGCUAUUGGGAACAGUUGAAUGAAGAACAAGAGGCCACUGAUGGAAAUAGAAAGAGGAGACCUUAUAGAAUAGAAUUGGUUGGAGUUGUUUGUGAUGCUUAUUUAGCUGUCAUUAGAGGAAUAAGGAGAGCUAUCAUGUGUAGAAGAGCAGUAAGGGUGAAUUCACAACUGAAAUCACACAAGAGAUUUGCAAGUGCAUUCCAUACAUACUGUCACAUAGUAGACAGUGCAAGAUUGUACUCUACUAAUGCAUUGGAGGGCCCUCCUAAGAUGAUAGGGUGGAAGGAGAAAGAAAGGACAUUAUUAGUUGAUCCAGAUGAGAUAAAUGUACUGCAAAUGGUUGGAAGGUUGAAUGAUGGAGCAAACUCCAUCUAUGAACUUUACAAGAAUCCUCACCCAGCAUUUCAAGCAGGCUCUGUUUGGAAAGAUAUUGUCUUGUCGCCUUCGAGGCUCAACAUUCAGAAAGAACUCAAGUAUUCUAUUCAGAAAGUUGAAAGGAUGAGAAGCUAGUUGAGUUACUUCCUACUAGUUCUGAUAA
Solanum tuberosum (potato) is the source of this 1555-nucleotide messenger RNA. RefSeq lists its product as uncharacterized. The record is from RefSeq and is a predicted model, not a curated record. Gene Ontology annotation, molecular function: kinase activity; ATP binding. NCBI's taxonomy places the organism in Eukaryota, Viridiplantae, Streptophyta, Magnoliopsida, Solanales, Solanaceae. The transcript is spliced from 7 exons. The coding region runs from base 1 to 1527 and encodes 508 amino acids.